GACGCCAUGCGCACCAAGAUACGGUGGCCGGGCGGCAGUUGGGAGCCGACAGCGCCUGCGUGGAUGGAGAGGUUAAAUGGGGGCGGGAUGGCGCAGGCGCGCUCAGACUCCGGCUACCGGAGCGUAAACAAGGCGCCGGAAGGGAUGAGGGGGCGGGCGGAGUCGAGCGAGGCCUGGAGCCGCUGAGGCCGAGCCCGCGCCCCCAAGCUCCCUGCCGGCCGGGGGUCCCGCCGCUCAGGGGGGCGCCAUGAAUCUGGCCAGUCAGAGCGGGGAGGCCGGCUCCGGCCAGCUGCUCUUCGCCAACUUCAACCAGGACAACACGUCCCUAGCUGUUGGCAGUAAGUCAGGUUACAAAUUCUUCUCCCUUUCUUCUGUGGACAAACUGGAACAAAUCUAUGAAUGUACCGACACAGAAGAUGUGUGCAUCGUGGAGAGGCUGUUCUCCAGUAGCUUGGUGGCCAUAGUUAGCCUUAAAGCCCCACGCAAGCUGAAAGUUUGCCACUUUAAGAAGGGGACUGAGAUUUGCAACUACAGCUAUUCCAAUACAAUCCUGGCUGUCAAACUAAAUAGACAGAGGCUGAUAGUAUGCCUAGAAGAGUCUCUAUACAUACAUAACAUACGAGACAUGAAGGUGCUGCAUACAAUCAGGGAGACGCCCCCCAACCCUGCUGGCUUGUGCGCCUUGUCAAUAAACAAUGAUAACUGCUAUCUGGCCUAUCCAGGAAGUGCGACCAUCGGAGAGGUGCAAGUCUUUGACACCAUCAAUCUGAGAGCUGCUAACAUGAUCCCAGCUCAUGAUAGUCCCUUGGCUGCAUUGGCCUUCGAUGCAAAUGGCACUAAACUUGCCACAGCAUCAGAAAAGGGGACAGUGAUCCGAGUAUUUUCCAUUCCAGAGGGACAGAAACUCUUUGAAUUCCGAAGGGGAGUGAAGAGGUGUGUAAGCAUCUGCUCGUUGGCCUUCAGCAUGGAUGGCAUGUUCCUCUCUGCAUCCAGUAACACAGAGACAGUGCACAUCUUCAAACUCGAGACUGUGAAAGAAAAACCUCAGGAAGAGCCCACUACCUGGACAGGUUACUUUGGAAAAGUGCUGAUGGCCUCCACAAGCUAUCUGCCCUCUCAAGUCACAGAAAUGUUUAACCAGGGCAGAGCCUUUGCUACAGUUCGCCUGCCAUUCUGUGGACACAAAAACAUCUGUACUCUUGCCACAAUCCAGAAGAUUCCCCGUUUACUGGUGGGAGCUUCUGAUGGGUACCUCUAUAUGUACAACCUGGAUCCCCAGGAAGGAGGAGAGUGCACACUAAUGAAACAGCACAAGCUAGAUGGCAGUAUGGAGCCAGCCAAUGAAAUUUUAGAGUCUGCGUCACAUGACCGGCCACUAGUAGCACAAACAUAUAGUGCUGCUGUGACAAAAGGUACUUAUGUGCCUUCAUCACCCACAAGACAUGCCUAUACAGAGGAUCUGGGUGCAGUGGGUGGAGCUUGCCUGGAAGAUGAAACCAAUGCACUGCGUUUGGACGAAGACAGUGAGCAUCCUCCCAUGAUUCUUCGGACUGACUGAACUUUUGACCUGUGAACUCACUCCUAAAGCUGAGAACACUGGCCUGAUGUUUCUUGAGGAAUCUCGUGUUAUGCUGCUAUGAACUUUGGCAUGAAUUGGGAGAGAGGAUGACAGACUCCAAAAACAGUUUUAAACGUUGUAGCUGUAGUCCUAAUUCUAUACCAUUGGAAAAAUGUAUGGUUUCAGUUCAGUGGCUUUUAAUCUUGCUUAUCGAUUUUAGCUGUGUGGUUUUUGCUUUUUUGUUUUUGGGCAGGGUUUGUUUUGUUGCCAAAACCUGCUGUUUGUGCAGUCGUCAGAACCUACUAGCUUUGCAUGCAUUCAUGUGCCAAGCAAGCAUUGGCGAGAGAAGCCACUUUAUAACAAACUAAAGUUUGUAUUUUUUUAUAUAUGUAUAUAAUACUUAGCAUAUAUAAGGAAGGAGUGGAAAAGUGGUUCUGAAUGCUGAGGCUGGUUCUGCACUGACAAAGGUCCAAAUGGUUUCCUGUGCAGUGGCUUGCAGGCAUGCCUCAUGACUGACAUGCAAUCUUUAAGAUGCAAUAUCCUGUUUCUUGGGUUUCCCCCUCCCCUUCCCUGAACCAUUUGGUUAAUUAAAAUUCCUUCUGAAUGUUGCUUAUUUGUGGGAGUGUUCUGUUUGUUGGGAUGGAAGUCCUGUUUCCUGACUGGAAUUUCUUCUGUCCCCAAGAAUAUGUAAUAUAGAAAGUGCCUAUACAGGAAAAAUCUUAGGGGAAGAAAAGCUAGGAAGGGGUAGACACUUACUGUUGUGGGGUUUUUUGUUUUUUUUGUGUUUAUCUAUCCUUGCUGUUUUGGAGCUGUCUGACUUCAAGCCAAGUUAGCCAAUAUGCUGACUUAGAAGAGGUGUUUCAGGUUAAUAACUUGGAAAGCACUUUCUUCCUCCCUCCCUCCCUCUGUUAGAUCAGUUAUGUCCCUGGCAGAGCAGCAAUAAUCUCUCAUUUUAUACCUGCUUUAAUCCCUCAGAGCAAGAACAGCAUCCUUCCUGCCAAGGACUGGAUGGAGAUAGCUUCAGAGUCUGACAGCCCUACUUCAUAAAUGGCCUUAAGGUUUUGCAUUGGGAAGAUACAGUGCUCCCCUCUCCUUUCCUUGUCUCCAUCCAAUUUGGAUCUGAGCAUGCUGCCUCAGUAAUGAAGUUUCAGGAAUUAUGGAAUGCUGAUGUAAAUAUAAAUGACUAUCCACUUGAGUUCCAGCUUUUUAGAGUUAUUAAUCUUCUCUCAAGUGUUCCUUGGAUAACUAAACUACACUAUAUGUUGCCUCCAUUUCCACCGGCUUAAGGAGCACUUCUAAUGCACUUGAAAGGGAUGGUUGUCCUUUUGGCAGCUCUGGAAUGACUGUUCUUGAACUGCUGGGACCCUGGCUAAGAGUGAACAAGGUUGGGCAAUGCUGCCAUCUAUUUGUGCCUUUUGUUAAAUCUUGGAUAUAUUGGGUGAGCAAAAUGAUUACCACAGCAUUUGGGUGUGAGUGUUGCUUUCCUUAGACUCUGAGCCUCCUUUAUCUUUCAGAUAGUGAAGCUGAUUACCCAUCUCUCAUUCUGGCACCUCUUCAAAACAAACAAA
Messenger RNA from Dermochelys coriacea (leatherback sea turtle), 3126 nucleotides. RefSeq names its product WD repeat domain, phosphoinositide interacting 2 (gene WIPI2). Gene Ontology annotation, biological process: protein localization to phagophore assembly site; autophagy of mitochondrion; nucleophagy. The record is from RefSeq and is a predicted model, not a curated record. Gene Ontology annotation, cellular component: cytosol; extrinsic component of membrane; phagophore assembly site membrane. Bases 248 to 1558 code for a protein of 436 amino acids. The transcript is spliced from 12 exons. NCBI's taxonomy places the organism in Eukaryota, Metazoa, Chordata, Testudines, Dermochelyidae. Gene Ontology annotation, molecular function: phosphatidylinositol-3,5-bisphosphate binding; protein binding; phosphatidylinositol-3-phosphate binding.